Molecule: messenger RNA, 1011 nt
Organism: Anopheles maculipalpis
Lineage: Eukaryota; Metazoa; Arthropoda; Insecta; Diptera; Culicidae
Product: zinc finger protein 271-like
Exons: 3
Coding region: 1-1011 (336 amino acids)
Biological process (GO): regulation of transcription by RNA polymerase II
Cellular component (GO): nucleus
Molecular function (GO): DNA-binding transcription factor activity, RNA polymerase II-specific; RNA polymerase II cis-regulatory region sequence-specific DNA binding
Source: RefSeq, a predicted model, not a curated record
AUGUCUCUGCUAACAGAUUCAUGUACUUUCGAGGUGGUGCCAAAUGCUUGCAAAAUAUGUGAAGAAAACUACGAAAUGAUGGGUUCAAUCAUAUGCCCCGAAACCGAUACCAAUAUGUUGGAAAAAAUCUUCAAAAGCACGAACGUUCGUGUACAACCACGCAAAGGUAUCAUCACCCCCGUGUGCGAAUACUGUCGAAGCCGGAUCGAUGAGUAUGACGAGCAUUUUAAGCCUUAUGUGAAAGAAUAUUACCUCGAGACUGGUGACAACGAGACUGUAUUGGGAGAUAAGUUGAAUGAAACGAUCGAUCCAUUGGCGGAUGAGUCUGGAAAUCCAGCGGAUUGCAGCAGUAAUACCCCAGUCGAAAACGAUGGUCGCGAAAGUGAUACUCGUUGCGAAGGUGAAGAUGAAACUAUAAACAAUGAUUCCGACUAUGAAAGUUAUGCUCGGCGGGAAAGUGCUCCCACGGUCGAAGCAAUCAGCACCAGCUGGAGUAAAUUAGCAGUUUUAAGAAAACCCUCCGAAUGCGCCAUCUGCGGCAAGCAGAUAAAAUCGAUGACCGAUCAUAUGAAAAUUCAUCGAACCGACAAACAGUACAAAUGCACGUUCUGUGAUAAAUCUUUCGCACAAAGCAACAACCUAACUUACCACAUCCGGCAGCAUACGGGCGAAAAACCGUACGGUUGUGAAAAGUGUGACAAAACAUUCAUCAACCGUUCGCACCUUCUAUCACAUUUGAAAUAUCAUAACGAUGAGAAGAUGUUUCAGUGUGAAAUUUGUUGUAAACGGUUCAAUCAUGUGGGUAACUUAAAUAAGCAUCGGCGGGUACACUCGGGCGAGAAACCGUAUCGUUGCGAGUUUUGUGAUAGGACGUUUAAUAAUAUUUCGAACAAAAAGAUGCACGAAAAGCGGCACAGCGGUGAGCGGAAUUUUGUGUGUGAGGUUUGCUCGAAAGCGUUCCACGAUAAUCAUCAUCUCGAGCGUCAUCAAGCGGUACAUCGGAAGUGUUGA